ACUGUUGUUUAUUGUACUCAUCGAUCGUGCGAACUGAUUCUGUGCCACCGAAAUCAGUAGUUUAGUGGGCGAAAUCAAUAACGACGAAAAUCCCCCCCAAAAGAAAGCCUUGCCCGUCAUUAACGCGCAAACGUUCAUCAUGGUCGGAAGAAAGAAGCGUGCAAGUGCAGCUAAUCGUAAGUCGGUUCAGUUUGCAACAGCGUCCCGUUCGAAAAUUUCCAACGACAGUGUGUAUCCCAGUUACUCCGAAUUCAAGGUCACCUACCCCGUUGUCUGCCGCCAGCGUUACCACCAGGACAAACUGCGCUACGACAAACAAUUUGAAUACGAGUUGAAAAUGUUAGAACUUAUGCAGAAUUCAGCAUACGACUCGAUGCGUUUCCACAGACAUUUUGCCAUUACGACGUUGUGGCCACCGUUACACACCCGGAAGGAGAUUGAGUAUGUAAUAAGUAAAUUUUUCCGUCUCCCAGACAAACAGACUCGCCGUUUGCAUGAUAUGAUGAUUGCUCCUGUGUACUAAAGGGGAAAACACUUUUUGUAAAUUUGUAGUAAAUUAUUAAAUAAAGCUUGUGGCGAAUGUAGUUUCUUAUUUACGACACAA
This is a messenger RNA of Aedes aegypti (yellow fever mosquito), 604 nucleotides long. RefSeq lists its product as uncharacterized. The transcript has 3 exons. The record is from RefSeq and is a predicted model, not a curated record. Lineage: Eukaryota; Metazoa; Arthropoda; Insecta; Diptera; Culicidae. The coding region runs from base 140 to 523 and encodes 127 amino acids.